This is a messenger RNA of Hypomesus transpacificus, 3635 nucleotides long. It is a transcript of the gene calhm6, whose product is annotated as calcium homeostasis modulator family member 6. The transcript has 2 exons. NCBI's taxonomy places the organism in Eukaryota, Metazoa, Chordata, Actinopteri, Osmeriformes, Osmeridae. Gene Ontology annotation, molecular function: monoatomic cation channel activity. Bases 1077 to 2048 code for a protein of 323 amino acids. The record is from RefSeq and is a predicted model, not a curated record.
UAUGGAACACAACGGUCGGUGGCACAACCACGCCUCGUCCCUCGCAUAUGUGGUCGCCCUCUAGUGAAACAAUUUAGCGUUGCAAAAUUCUAAAUAAGCAAGAAAGUGAUGGUACAAUAUAGUUUGAAUAUCAUCCUGCAGAGAAUACACUAACACAUUAUGCUUUAUUCUAAAUCUAUAGCCAUAGAUUCUCAAAUGCAAUAUAUGUUUGAAUGCUUGUGUAGGUUAUGGGCUGUCACAUUCCGCCGCCCUUCGUUAACAUCCAUAGUUAUCCAACUAGUUUCAGAAAAUACAUAAUGGAAAAGAGAAAGUAUUUUAUUCCACCAAUGGCCAGUAUGUUUAUGUCCAUGCAGUCACAAUAGGUAUAUAUGAGUCAACCUGGCAGGAGCACGCCUGGAAAAUUUAAACAUUUAUGCAUACUUCGACUAUAAAAGGUCGAAGAAAAAAAAGACAAUGCCGCUCUAGGAGGCCAGAUUACCGGGAAGCGUGCGCCACCCAAAACCUUUUACGCGCGUACCUUUAGCUGACUCGAUUACUUUUUACAACAUGGCUAUCGAUAAUCGAGUAGGGAAAGGCUAUUUUGACAAAUCACCGACCAAAAGUAGAAAAUGAUUCGAGUGAUAUUUAGCGCAACAUAGGGUUGCUUUAGUCAAUCCACUGUUCACGCACAUUGUGUUUUUAUAAACAGAUCGGUGUGCUCGAGCGCGUAACGUGCCAAAAAGUGCCACCGGCCGUUGUGUUCCAUAACAGGUUCUGGAGGGGGACGGCCCCAGACCCAAAACAUAAGAUGUCACUGCAUGUGGUUCUCCAAUCUAGAUAGUUCCCUUUAGAUAGCUCCAUGGAAGGCAUAAAAUAGAAAAUAUCAAAAUGCUGCUGCUAUGUUAAUGUCACACAUGUCAUAAUGCGUCUCCAGACGUGUAUAGGCCUACUUGACCCAGCAUGAAUCAUAAUCUUGUGGCAAGCAUCUCGCAUGGAAGAAGGCAAACGCACAACAUGAAACGGAACUGAAAGUCUAUUUUCUUCUUAACAUGCUUCCCACAACUCACUGUCACAACAGAUCUUAAGCAACCAGCAAGAUGGAUACAUUCAAAACGGUCCUCAACAUUGCUCAAAAACAGCAGGAAAGCUUGAGUUUGGGAUUUGUUGCCUUGUUCACCGCUGGCGGGGAACAGAUUUUUUCGAGUGUGGUUUUUAAGUGCCCAUGCAGUGACUGGAACUUUUCUUAUGGAAUGGUGUUCCUCCUCGUGCCUGCUUUGGCACUUUUAGUCUUAGGCUACAGCCUCAGCAAUAGGACAUGGAAGUUGUUCACAGGAAUAUGUCUCCGCAAAUCAAGGUUUCGCUGCAAAAACCUUUGCGGGUUUUGGGUGGUCCUCUUUCAGAUCACCACGAAGGCCAUGGUCGCUCCUGUCAGUUGGAUUGCAGUUGCAUUGCUGAACGGCAACUACUUUGAAUGUGCCAUGACCGGUGUGAAUAUAACGGUUUUCAACAAUCACCUGUGCCUUGGGAAGCACCAGCAGUGCGCAGCAGAGCUGCCGCUCUUUCCUUGUAAAGGGGGUACCGUGCCAUCUGCGGACAAGGAUGCGGUGCUGUCAAUUCUUCGUGCCGAGUCGCAAAUCUUGGGUUGGUUACUGAUUGCAUCUAUCCUGGUGUCCAGCCUGCUGCUGGCCUGUGUGUCCAGGUGCAACUCCCCAGUCAGCUACCUGCAGCUGAGGUUCUGGAAGUCCUACGCCCAGCAGGAGUGCACGCUGCUGGAGACCUUCUCCGAAGGCCACGCCCGAGAGCUGGCCCAGAGGAACCUGAAGAGCUUCUUCCAGGCACAGCCUCCAGAGCCCAUCACCACCCCGUCUAACCAGGCCUGGCAGAAAAUCUCCAACUUUUACCGUUUCAGCACCCGGGACCACUACUACAGCAUGCUUCACCAAUAUGUGGAUAACUGCCUGGGGCACAGAGAGGAGGAACUGAAAAGGGCCUUGUCCAUCCAAUCAGAUGGUCCUGAUGCUAGCACCCCAGGAGUGCUGGACUUUGUGGACGGUGGUAGGAUGCUGUGAAUGCAGAGGAUUUUGAUGGUAAUAGCAAAUCAUAUUAACUAACAAAAAAAUGAUAGGUUUCUUUCUACACCUGUGUGGCUUACAGAUUUUCACGAUUGCUAAAACACAUUUCUUGAAGCAGUCAACCAUUUUCUCAAAACUGUAAACACAAAACCAAAUAUUUAAACUCAAUUUCCAAAACCUCUCACCCUUCUGGCAAAAUCAAAGAAUCGCCCCUAAACCACGUAACUUUUUUUCAAAAUCAAACAAUGCUUUCAGAUCAUAAACACACCAAAUCAAUAUAUAAACACUAUGGAGCUAUACACAGACACACAUAGACACAACACAAAAAAAUGGAGAACACAGCAUCCAGGCCUAGUUACAUGUAAAGAAAAAUGUGUUUAUCUAUACACAGUAAAUGCAUUUACCUAGCAAUAAAUAAAAUGGAUUUUGGAUUUUGAAACUCUGGAUUUUGAUGUUUCAACACUCAUUGACACUUUCCUGAUGUCUGACUAUGUUUAGCCUGUGUUCUGCACCUCUCUUUCACCAACUGUCUCUGGAGGAGGGGAUCCCUCACUGAAUUGCCCCUCCCAAGGUUUCUUCAAUUUUUUCUCCUCUAGUGAGUUUUUCUGUGGAGUUUUUCCCUGUCUUCCUUGAGGGUUAAGGUUGGCUGACGGCCAGUUCUAUCGGCGUAUGUGAAGCCCUCUGUGACAUUGCUUGUAAAAAGGGUUAUACAAAUACUGUACAUUUGAUUGGAGUUACAGUAACAAUCACAACUUAGUACUGUCAACAAAGAACAAAGAAAAACGUAAUUAACCCUCUGGUGUGCUGGAUCUAGCCAUGAAAACACUCCACGCCUAUGUCACCAAAUGCCAAUUCCGUUGCCUGUAGGUGAUUUACCCUACACAAAGAAAAACUCUUCAAUUAGGUUGAGAAAAGGGCUGUAUGGUGGAAGGCAAACAUUUACAGUAAAGAAUGCUGGUUGAUGUUGACCUACUCUUGUAUACGGACACGACAGUGAAAGCUGACAUCGCCCCAAACCACCAUUAGAAAUAAGUGUGAACAAUGUGUGUAUGCCGCCUGUGUUUACCAUUUUGCAGCACAAGUGCAUCACAGUGCAAAAUGUGUUUAGUGAAUGAGAAUGUUUUUAGAGUUUUGCCAAAACAAUGUCUGAUUUGACAAAUUGAUUUAGUUCACUGAACAUUUGACUUAGAGAAUGGGGUUUAGUGUUUUAGCAAUUGUGAAAUCUGUAAUCUUUCCUGAGCCUAUCUACUUCACAUACCUUUGCUUCAAUCAGGAAAUGCAACCCAGACCUGCUUCCUGUGUGCGCUAAACCACAGAGUGUGUGUAUUACACAUACUAUAACUGACAUGUUAUAUCUUAACAAUCACCAAACAAAUGAUUGUUAAACUAACCUUUACAGCAUUGCUCAUCAUGUUCUUGUCCAUGCUAAUGCAAAAAAAUACUGACAUUAAAUUACAUUAUCUCUGAAAAAAACACUGAAUUCUUUAUGAAUGAGCUGGGUUGGGUUGGAUGAAGCCCACUUCAAACUCCAUGUUGUCCAACUCCACUGAUUGUAUUUUUGUCCUGUGAAACUGAAGUAAAAUG